UGGUGCGGUCAUGUCACUGGCCAGGGCAAUCUUUCCGUCAUCUUUGGAAAGGUUACGCCUAAGGAGGUUAUCAAUACUGGUCCUUAUGCUUUGGUUAGACAUCCAGUCUAUGUCUCGUACAUCCUCGGUUGGCUGGGAUCUUUGAUCGCGAUGCAGCAGGAGUGGAGACAUAACCAUGCAUUCUUUGGAUUUGUCAGAAUGGUGGCUAUGGCUAUUGUCGUCAUCGGCUUGGUUGGGCUGUACAGGGAAGGUGCAGACUUGGAGGAGAGGCAGUUUAUGUUGAAUGAGGAUGUUGUCAAUGGAGAGACUGUCGACUUGGGCAUCAGAAGAAAGUACGAGAGUUACAAGAGUGUGGUGGGUGCACGCUGGAUUCCUGGUGUCAUUUGA
This is a messenger RNA of Aureobasidium melanogenum CBS 110374, 387 nucleotides long. RefSeq lists its product as uncharacterized. The record is from RefSeq and is a predicted model, not a curated record. Lineage: Eukaryota; Fungi; Ascomycota; Dothideomycetes; Dothideales; Saccotheciaceae. The transcript has a single exon. The annotation marks the transcript as partial.